Bicyclus anynana (squinting bush brown) is the source of this 2432-nucleotide messenger RNA. Its product is annotated as chymotrypsin-like protease CTRL-1. Gene Ontology annotation, biological process: proteolysis. Gene Ontology annotation, molecular function: serine-type endopeptidase activity. The record is from RefSeq and is a predicted model, not a curated record. The coding region runs from base 202 to 1815 and encodes 537 amino acids. Lineage: Eukaryota; Metazoa; Arthropoda; Insecta; Lepidoptera; Nymphalidae. The transcript has 12 exons.
ACAAAGCUAAGAAAAGCUCUGUUACUUAUUGAGCCUAAUGUAGAGCGACAUCGUAAAAAUAUUAUAAAGGCGCGAAAUGAAGUGGGCGCAGCAUUUUGCGAAGUGACUCCUUGCGGACCGCACAUCCUUGCGACUCGCGCCCAUAUUUACACUCCGAGCUUUUUGACGUCAUUAGUGAAUGUAUUCCUUUUUUGAUUUAAAAUGUCAUUAAGAUUCCAAUGCUCAAUAUUCCUACUGAGUCUUAUAGCCGCUGUAUCUACAAGUGACUCUAUAGAUGCUAAUGAAAAUGGAUUUUCAGCGACCAAUGGUGCUUUUUACUCGGACGAUGCAGUUAUUUUAAACGUGCCAGCGGAGCGAGUGAAGCGUGAAACAAAUACCACACGAGAUGGAAAACAACUAUUGUUAUUAAGUCCCAGACAAGCUGACGAGGGUGCGUUUGGUGUCGAUUGUCAAACUAACGUCGGUAAAAAGGGGACCUGUAAGAGCUUUCGCGAUUGUUACCCCAUGUUCAAAGUGGUAGAUCUGUCUGGUUACGACGGGUGGGUUAUGGGCCACUACGAUACAUGCAGUUACAUUAACAACGAUAAUACUGAGGUGUUUGGAGUGUGUUGUACGCAGCCUGUUGGCACCCCUCCUCAACAGGAGCCAGACGUCCAACGCUUCGGUGUAUUGCAUCCAUCCUUUCCGCUGUCACCAUUAUCCAGCUUCCCCGGCCUCCCCCCGUCUGCGCUAGCGGCGCAGUUCGCGUACAACAAUCAGCUGACGCGACAGAUCCCCGCGGUGUGGCCGCCCACGCUCCCGCCUCUGCCCACUCACCCGCCCGAUCACACCGCACCUACUCAUCCCCCAUCAUUGGUUGCUGGAGUAACACAACCACCUCAAGCUCCUGCGAGCACCCCGCCUACGACAACCUGGGGUACUAAGCCUCCCAGCACAACUAAACAGACUUGGCCCCCGGCUUAUCCUACUCAACCAGCCAGGCCAACUGCACCCACUCAGCCGCCCAGGCCAACUGCGCCCGUUGGAGUAGAUACUUCGUGCGGUGUGAAGAAUGGACCACAGGUGUAUGGAGCUACUGCCGAGUCGUCGACGGACGAGGAGCGUAUAGUGGGCGGACACAACGCGGAGCUGAACGAGUGGCCGUGGAUCGUGGCGCUGUUCAACGGCGGCCGCCAGUUCUGCGGCGGCUCCCUCAUUGACAACAGCCACGUGCUCUCCGCUGCGCAUUGUGUUGCACAUAUGACGUCGUGGGACGUGGCGCGCCUCACAGCCAGGCUAGGUGACCAUAACAUUCGCACCAACUCAGAGACUCAACAUGUGGAAAGGAAAAUCAAGAGAGUAGUCAGACAUCGAGGAUUCGACAUGCGCACUCUGUACAACGACGUGUCAGUCCUAACAUUGGAUCAACCCGUGACCUAUUCGAAAACGAUUCGCCCCAUCUGUCUGCCCGGUGGAAGCAGAGCUUACUCAGGGCUCACAGCUACAGUCAUUGGAUGGGGCAGUUUGCGAGAGAGUGGUCCUCAGCCAUCGAUACUGCAGGAGGUGUCGAUCCCGAUCUGGACCAACAACGAGUGUCGGCUUAAGUACGGCUCGGCGGCGCCGGGCGGCAUCGUCGACCACAUGAUCUGCGCUGGUAAAGCCAGUAUGGACUCUUGCAGUGGAGACAGUGGCGGUCCACUCAUGUUGAAUGAAGGCGGUCGCUGGACACAAGUGGGCAUUGUCUCGUGGGGCAUCGGGUGCGGCAAGGGCCAGUACCCGGGAGUGUACACAAGAGUCACCGCUUUCCUGCCCUGGAUACAGAAGAACUCGCAAUAGUUUAGCAAUUUCAAUCAUAUAAGCCGAGAGAGUUUCUUAAUACCAAGACAAACCUAAAAAUUUAAGAUCUUUUGGACACUUGUCCAAAAGUGAGUAGUAGAUUAUAUAAAACGGUUGUAAAAUUUAAGAUCUUUUGGACACUUGGGGCUGGUUUCACCAAUUUUCUAAUAAGUGUCUGAUAGCUUAUUCACAAGUUUUCUUUUUGUCUUUGUAAGAAAGUGACAAAAUUUACGAUUUAAUUAUCCGACACAUAAAACGUGGCGAAACCGUCCUUAAUGUUUCAAUUCGAGGUUCCUACUCACAUGAGAAAAUCUCAAUAAAAAGUUAAAAAAAAAAUUAUGCUGGAUAUUACAAACAGCACAAAAUUUUAAUUCAAUCAAAUUUAUGCUUAUAAAUUCUCCCGACUUUUAGCUAAAUAAGGAAUAAAGUUCAAGGAUUCGAUUCACAAUAAUCAUGUCAUAUUGUGAAUCAAUUCUUUUGAGAAAGGCAACUCUAAGUUUUUGUCUUUCUUAAUCAAUUGGUGAUAACUACUUUAUAGGUUUUGAAGCCAUAAAAUUGUGCCAAUUUAAGGGAAUAUGUAUAGAUAAGGAUUGUGAAUAAAUAAACGAAUUCCUUGA